Messenger RNA from Pyricularia grisea, 576 nucleotides. RefSeq lists its product as uncharacterized. The transcript has a single exon. Bases 1 to 576 code for a protein of 191 amino acids. The record is from RefSeq and is a predicted model, not a curated record. NCBI's taxonomy places the organism in Eukaryota, Fungi, Ascomycota, Sordariomycetes, Magnaporthales, Pyriculariaceae.
AUGGAUGGCUGGGUCCUUGGAUGGAGUCGAAGGGGACCAGGUGGGUGCCGAUGUAGCUUCAGCUCUGUGUACCUGACACUUUCGAGGGGGUGCACAAUAUCCCACGAGAGGAGUGUGGGUAUAUGUACUAUAGUGGAGUACCCUGUCUCCCGAGAGGGGAAACCGGUGAGGAAGGGUGUGGUUUGGCAGGUAGGUACUUCUGGAAAAUACUUCUGUCUCUUUGUCGACUCCAGGCUUGUUCCGGCAGUGGGUGGAGAGAAAAGCCCGAGCGCAAGCUGCAGGCCGAGGGUUCAGGAAUGGGGGUGCUGGUUUAUCAAGUCGAGACAGGUGGGUGCUGGAUUGGACUGCCGUUCAGAACCAUGGAAUCUUGGCCGAGGAACCCUGGUUGCGACGGUUGAAGCUAAUCGCCGCCUUGGUGGUGUUUUUUGUCAAUGUAGAUAUGAUGGACUGGAAUAUUAUGGUGUGUCUUGCAUGUCGGGUGUUGCACGUAUGCUUUUGGAAUGUGGGCAGGUCGGGAUAGGGUUCAUUUCAUCAUUGGCAUCACGGGACUGGCGAAUUCUUCCUGCCUGUGCAUAG